UAAAUUGAGUUUGGCCAUCUCCAAGAUUUUUCUUCAUAGUUGCGUAUUUAAACCACCCCCGUUCUGCGUGGAAGUUGCAACGUCUUGUUCACUAGAAAAUGGCAUCGCCCGCCCUGCAGGCUACGACAACAAUAGCACAUCUGACCAAUGCAAUGCUUCGCUCACCAUCAUCAGCUUUGGCGUGUGUUCGAGGGGUCUCAACUUUGACACGCGCCAAGCUCCCAAAUCUCACCCGGUCACUCUGCACUUCAGGGUCGAGGCCAAACUUUCUACAAGCCGCAGGUCCUAACAAGAAGAGCUGCCGUGCGCCGGGUGCCAUACGCCACUUAUCAGCCAGCUCAACUUCAACCCCACGGCCCUUUGCCAGUGUCGCCGCUGGGCACGCACCGGCUAAUCCACCAAAGUGGAGACCGCCGACAGAAGAAUGCCUGGAAGAGCGCCCGGUCCUCAUAAUCGGGGCCGGCAACAUGGGGAGACGCCUCGCACUGGUAUGGGCGUCGGCUUCUCGGCCCGUCACCGUCUACGACACAUCCCAGGACGCGCUCGACGCGACGACCGAGUACCUGACAGACAACCUGGGGGCGUACUGCGCGGGGCGCGGGACGCACCCGGGGCACGUGUGCACGACGACGGACCUGCGCAUCGCCACGACGACGGGGCGGCUCGAGGGCACGCAAUCGGCGACAGAGGCGCAGGACAUUGAGCUGAACUCGGGGGCCAAGGGCCCGUGGAUGGCCGUCGACUGCCUCCCCGAGUCGCUCGGGCUCAAGGCCGCCGUGCUGUCUCAAAUGGAGCACUUGCUGCCGGGCAGCUGCAUCCUGGCGUCCAACAGCUGCAGCUUGCAAACGCGCGAGAUCGCCGCCGCCGGCCGUCUGCACCACCCGGAGCGCCUGCUUAACACGCACUACUUCAUCCCGCCGCGCAACCGCAUGGUCGAGCUCAUGUCGAGCUCGCGCACGCACGCCGAGAUCUUCCCGUUCCUCGCCGCGCAGAUGCAGCGCGUCGGGCUGGCGCCGAUUAUCGUGCCCGUGCAAUCGCAGGGGCUCAUCUUCAACCGCAUCUGGGCGGCGUGCAAGCGCGAGACGCUGGCCGUGCUGGCCGAGGGCGUCGCGCGGCCCGCCGACAUCGACGCCCUGUUCCGUGACUUCUUCCAUGCCGAGAAGGGGCCCUGCGAGCGCAUGGACGAGGUUGGCCUCGACCGCGUUGCUAGUGUCGAGAAACACUGCCUCGAGGAGCGGCCGGCGCUGGCCCGCGACGGCAAGGCGCCAUUGGACUGGCUCGUCAGGUCGUACGUCGACAGGGGCAGCCUCGGCGAGAAGACUGGCGACGGCUUCUUCACCAGCGCCGAGAGGGACGCGCUGAAGGAGAAGCACAAGGUCGAGCACUACAAGGUUGUCGAGGAGGCAAGGGGCGCUUGAUAUUUUCUUUCUUUUUCCUUUCUUCAUUUCUUUUUGGCAAGAUGUUCGGGAACACGUGUCCUCGGGUGUUGGCACUGGAAGAGAUCGCGCGGGUAUGUCGUAAGUGGCUUGCUUGUUUGUUGAGUGGCUUGAUAGGAUCGAGAAAGAUGAUGCCCGUCUUGGAAAGUGUUGCCGAGGUGUGGUGCAGGCAGCGCGCUAAUGGUGGCGUGGAUUUGGUGGGGGGGCCAACAUUCCCCCGCAAUGGAACCAAACGGGAAUGGAAGGUAGCGCCGUUGCAGGUGUCAAAGGGCGCGCCGUUUCUCCAACUUGCAUUGACAUUUCAACCCGAACCUGGAGGUCGACGAUAUCAUUCAAUUCAGCUUUACGCGUAAAAGCCUCCUGCUCUACUCCUUAAAAGGGACC
Lasiosphaeria miniovina is the source of this 1820-nucleotide messenger RNA. RefSeq lists its product as uncharacterized. Bases 99 to 1418 code for a protein of 439 amino acids. Gene Ontology annotation, molecular function: NAD+ binding; oxidoreductase activity, acting on the CH-OH group of donors, NAD or NADP as acceptor. The transcript has a single exon. The record is from RefSeq and is a predicted model, not a curated record. NCBI's taxonomy places the organism in Eukaryota, Fungi, Ascomycota, Sordariomycetes, Sordariales, Lasiosphaeriaceae. Gene Ontology annotation, biological process: fatty acid metabolic process.